Camarhynchus parvulus is the source of this 2291-nucleotide messenger RNA. It is a transcript of the gene ARFGAP2, whose product is annotated as ADP ribosylation factor GTPase activating protein 2. The transcript is spliced from 16 exons. Bases 107 to 1681 code for a protein of 524 amino acids. Lineage: Eukaryota; Metazoa; Chordata; Aves; Passeriformes; Thraupidae. The record is from RefSeq and is a predicted model, not a curated record. Gene Ontology annotation, molecular function: GTPase activator activity. Gene Ontology annotation, biological process: COPI coating of Golgi vesicle.
CCCACAGGCGCGGGGGGGCCGGCCCAGUACGGCUCUACCGCGGCCGCGGCGCCGAUUGGGCCCGGCCGGCUGCCGUCCCCGCGGGGGUGUCUGGGAAGGAGAUAUCAUGGCGGCGGAGCCGAGCAAGACGGAGAUCCAGACCCUCUUCAAGCGGCUUCGGGCAGCGCCAGCCAACAAGUCGUGCUUCGACUGCGGCGCCAAGAACCCGAGCUGGGCCAGUAUCACCUACGGGGUCUUCCUGUGCAUCGACUGCUCCGGCGUCCACAGGUCCCUGGGCGUACACCUCAGCUUCAUCAGGUCGACAGAGUUGGAUUCUAACUGGAACUGGUUCCAGCUGAGGUGUAUGCAAGUGGGCAGUAAUGCCAACGCGACUGCUUUCUUCCGCCAGCACGGCUGUACCACCACAGAUGCCAAUGCUAAAUAUAACAGUCGAGCUGCCCAGAUGUACAGGGAGAAGAUCCGGCAGCUGGCAAGUGCUGCCAUGGCCAAGUAUGGCACUGAGUUGCUUAUAGAUGGACUGAGUGGAGCCCCUGGGCAUUCCCCUGAGAAGAGUGAUGCUGAUUUCUUCAUGGAGCACACACAGUCUUCCAGUACCUGGGAUGUAGCAGAUGCCAGCCAGAAUCCUGCACAGUCUUCUCCAGAGAUGGAAAAAGCAGCAAAGUCACCAGAAGGCAGUGAAGUUUCAAAUCCCAGUCAAGGUCCAUCUAUUGACUGGUUGAGCACAUCUCCUAAGGCUCCUCUAGAACUUAAAUCCUCCCUCAUUGGAAAGAAGAAGCCGGGAGCUGCCAAGAAAGGGCUGGGUGCAAAAAAAGGUCUUGGAGCCCAGAAAGUCAGCAGCCAGAGCUUCAGUGAGAUUGAGCGGCAAGCCCAGGUGGCAGAACAGCUGAGGGAGCAGCAGGCAGUGGAGUCCAGGAAACAAGCCGAGGAGUCCAUAGUCACCUCAAUGCGACUGGCUUAUCAGGAACUGCAGCUUGAUCGGAAGAAGGAAGAGAAGAAACUCCAGAACCUCGAAGGGAAGAAACGUGAACAAGCAGAGAGGCUGGGCAUGGGAUUGGUAUCCAGAAGUUCUGUUUCACAUUCGGUGAUGUCUGAGAUGCAAGUAAUUGAACAAGAGACACCGCUGGUAGCAAAAUCUUCCCGCUCCCAAUUGGACUUGUUUGAAGAUGGUGGAAGCUUCACAUCCGGACCCCCCAAGUACAAAUACAGUCCCUUCUCAUUCGAAGAUGCAUUUGGCUCACGAUGGGAAACUGACUCUUCAUGGGGUAUGGACAAAGAGGAGGAACUGGAGGUGACCGUUUCCAGCAUUCGGCCGGUGUCCGAGAGACCCACCAGUAGGCGAGAGAUUGAGAACAGGCCAUCCAUGGUGGAAUCCAAUGAAGCUCGGCAGAAGUUUGCUGGGGCUAAAGCUAUCUCUUCAGAUAUGUUUUUCGGGCGGGAGGCAGAUGCUGAGUAUGAAGCCAGAUCCCGACUGCAGCAGCUCUCAGGCAGCAGUGCCAUCAGCUCUGCAGACCUGUUUGGAGAGGCUGACAAUGUGCACUCAGGUGGUGUGUCUAUUGGAAAUGUCCUGCCUGCAGCCGACAUUGCACAAUUCAAGCAAGGAGUGAAAUCAGUUGCCGGCAAGAUGGCUGUCCUGGCCAAUGGGGUGAUGAACUCCCUUCAGGAUCGUUAUGGUUCAUAUUGAUGACCCAGGGACUGCAAGGGGAAGCCAGCAAGAGGCACUGAUGCCACCUUUGCCUGGAGUAAACUCCACAGGAUUGUCUUAUUUGUCUGGGUUGGGUGGGCAGGGAAGAAGGUAAGCACAGGGGGUCAGGACAUGGCUGUGCCCAGGAUGCUUUCUGAAGAUCUCUGGAUUCCACUCUAUUAAAAUUCAAUGUGCCCUCAUACCCACUGCUAUCUACUAGCCAGUGGAGACAGGCCUUCUUACAGGGUUAACCUCAUUGCUGUAAAAGGUAUGACAGGAACUCCUGGGCUGCCCUCAUCAGUGCUCCUGUCCUUCUUUGGCCCAUACCUUAGCUCAACAAGUUACAGAGAAAAGGGGAAUGCUAUUUUUCUGAACAUCAUGUGACAUGACUGUUUUUUGUUGUGAUCACUGCUCCCAAUCCAUGGUGCUGUGGAGUCCUCUGUAUUUGCAGGGUUUGCCUUUUGCUGUGAUCUAGUCCUUUUUACUGUCUUCUAAACCAACAUAUAUGAAUGCGGGAGAAAAAAAAAUCAAAUCAAAGAUUAUUUUUUUAGCUUCUAACUACAUCAUCAGCAAAAAAGGCCCAGGUAAAGAAGUAAAGAAAUUCACUGGA